GUCAGCUCAAAGGCUUGCGAUGAGUUAUAGAACGAACGCACAACAGAAAAUGUGAAAGUUCCAUUUUCACAAUCAGCAGAAAAGAAGUUCUCUUUUGGCUGCUGCUGCUGCUGCUGCUAUUCACGAAGUAGGCACAGCGAAGAGGAAGCAGCCAUAGCCUCUAGAAGAAAAAAAUAACCCUGUCGCUACAUUAGAAGAAUCGCAGUAAACAAAAGAGGAACUCUGUUGUUUUCAAAGAUUAAUCAACGCUAGUUUUGCACAAUGUCGGUGGUCCGAACCAAAGUUCUCGGUUUGGUGGACGUGAUAAUGCGCGUCCCGAGCCUGUUUAUCAUCGAUGAAAUUCUCAAAAUCAGCAUGGGUCUGCCCAAUUCAUCGUUAUCGUCCUCGUCUACAUCCGGGAUCGGAGGGAGCGCAACCGCUCCGACAAAUGUCGCCAUCAAUACUUCGACCGUAGCCGCAGGUGCCGCCACGAUCGCAGGGAUGAGCCCCGAGGAUGUCUUGAGGGAGGAGUUUGAAUUCUACAAGUUUGUUUCUCUAACAACGCUCAAAUUCCUGCUCUGUCUGUUUGGCUGCAUAAGCGCGGCAUGCGUCUUCAUGCUGUGGACGCGCCACCUAGUCAUAGUGUACAUGUACAUCAUCUCCGUGGGCCUGAUCUUUCUGUCCUACUGGAGCAAUGUAUCGGCCAUCUCGUUGAUUUCGGAUGGUCCCAGCUUGCUAGAGGACAUACUGUCCCUCAACAUGGAGAGACUGCUGGACCCGGGGGGCGUCGCGCUCUCUAUACUGCCCCAUCUGCUGGCCCAGUGGCUGAUGGGGGUUAUCUUCGCGUACAUCCACUUGGGACCAAAAUACAAACUCAUCCAGAAAGCGCUGCCAUUCAGUUUCCUAAUGCCACUGUUUCUGGCGAUGCUGCCAUUACCGACGGUGGUGCUCAAACAUUCCCCCGCCUUUGCGGCACUCCUGCCGCUAGCGCUGUCCAAGAUUGCCCUGUGGAGCUCCUCGUUCAAUGUGGUCAAAACCAUUCUGAACGGGUACCAACACGCGCGCAACUUCGCCAGCAACUUUGGCAUCUCGGCGCUCAUCGAAAACGAGUGGCAACGGCUGAACGUUCCCUGCGUGCUCAGAGCAUUCUGGAGUAUUCGACUGACCGAGCAACUGAUCAGUCUGCUGAUGACCUCGGAUGUCCCGCUGAGAUUCGCGGCCACGGUUCAGAGUCUGCUCGUCAGCGGUUGUGAAACAUUGACAGCCGUGCUAGGAAUGACAAGCAUCAUAUCGCUGAUCUGCCACUACAUCGGCAAAGCGUUCCAGCUGUUUCUGAUGUCGGAAGACUACGACGAGGAUAAAUCCAUAGGCACGGUGUCGGCGAUUCUGUUCUACAUAUUGGCACUCCAAACUGGACUGACGUCACUCACACCGGACAAAAGAUUCGUCCGGUUGUGUCGCAAUCUGUGUCUGCUCAUCACGGCACUAUUGCACUUUCUGCACAACAUCGUCGCACCGAUUCUUAUGUCGCUGAGUGCGGCGAGAAAUCCGUCGAGGAAACGCCACGCCCGUGCUCUGAUGGUAUGCGCAUUUCUCAUGAUCACUCCGAUCGGACUUCUCAGUAUUUUAUGGUCGCGUCACACACCGUCAACCUGGCUUCUCGCGGUGACAGCUUUUUCGGUGGAGGUUAUAGUGAAGGUCCUUGUGAGCUUAGCGACUUAUACGCUCUUUCUGCUCGACGCCAGACGACAAACGUUCUGGGAGAAGCUGGAUGACUACGUUUAUUACAUCCGCGCAUUCGGAAACUCGGUUGAGUUCUGUUUUGGAAUAUUCUUGCUCUUCAACGGCGCAUGGAUUUUGAUCUUUGAGUCAGCUACCAUUCCUGUAGGUGGUGCGAUCCGGGCACUGAUGAUGUGCAUCCACGCGUACUUCAACAUCUGGUGCGAGGCCCGCGCUGGCUGGGGUGUGUUCAUGAAGCGACGCACGGCCGUGCACAAGAUUAGCUCCCUGCCGGAAGCGACCCCGCUGCAGCUGCGCUCGUUCGACGAUGUGUGUGCCAUCUGCUAUCAGGAAAUGACAUCGGCGAAGAUUACUCGUUGCAAACAUUACUUCCACGGGGUGUGCUUAAGGAAGUGGUUGUACGUACAAGAUCGAUGUCCACUGUGCCACGAAAUCAUAAUGAACCCGGAUAGCAAGAGCAAUGAGGGAAGCGGAGAUGAAGGGAAUGACGAUAUAAACGGACAGAAUCCCAACCCAAACCCAGCACCGAACCCGGUGGGUGCCGCUGAUAACACAACACACGCACACAGCGCCUCUUCCUCGAGAGGUGCAUCCACGCCGUCAAACACACCGGCCAGCAGCAACACAAGCAGUAGCGGCGGCGUCGGCAGCAGCAACAGCAGCACAAUCACUACCAGCUCUAUCAGCAAUCACUCGUUAAUAGCCAGCGGUUUCCGCAUCCCCAAUCCAUCGAGUGCUAGCUCUUCAACAACGUCUCUACCCGUAUAUCCGUCAUCAUCAUCCGGUGGUCUGGGCCAGGGAAGUUCGCCGUUCGCGACGCCCUCGAAUUCGGCUGCAGUCUCAGCAGCGGCCGUCUCACAAAUCAUCCGUCAGCAGCAUCAGCCACGAUCCUCUGUCGAUCGGGAUUUUCUCGACGAACUGGAGUAGAGUCUGAACAUUAGUUUCUAGGUGUCAAUUCUACGUUAUCCCUUAAUCAUUUUGAAACGCGGAAUGAUCGGAACUCCUGUCCUAUGUUGUUGUAUACUCGUAUUACUUACUGUAGCGCAUUGGCGUACAUGAGAAAAGCUUCGCGAUGGUUAAAAGAUAAAAGAGUUGUUUAGCUCAAUUUUACAUUGUACGUUUUCGGUACGGGAAAUUAGAGGGAGAAUGGUUUAAUUGUUUGAUGGAGGAAAGGAAAAUCAGCGUUGUGCAAUUCAUUUGUGGGUAGUUUUAUGGGAGAGAUAGAGAUUAGAGAGUAGAAGUGUCGCAUCAAUUUAUGUCUCGAUGCUUUAAUUACUUACACAACUAGCAAUGGACUUUUCGAUUGCAUUCCGGUGGAGAAUUGUAUAAUCACUCUUAUAGAGUCGAUAUUACGUUAUGUUUCUCCUGUGCGUUUCGAAACAAGAUCACUGGUUCUGGCUAUUGGAAGUUCCGCCUCAGUUGCGUUUGCGGACAUUAGAACGCGUUUUAAGUUUUUCUUUUAUACCAGUUUCUGUUCAUUCGCAAAUUAAACAGCAUGCAGAGCACAGUUUCCUUUGCUCUCAUCAAACACGCCUAGUUGAUAGUUCAGCUAGCAAGAAAGCAACAGAAUUAUCGCAAGUGAUACUUAUGCCUGUUUGUUUAUGUGUUACUUUUCAAUAUUUUAUAGCGAAAAAGGGAAAUAGAGAAAACGCUGGCGGGGUGAAAAUUUUUUUAGGGGUUUGUUUAAGAGAAAACGAACAGUGUGAACCGCGGAAAAACACAUGAUGUGGAAUACAUGUUAACGAAAAGAAAACUAUCCACGUGUAAAUAUCAAAACUAUCAUUGAACGGGGAAAACAGUGGAACUAAAACAAAACAUUUGCAGAGAAAUACAGACUUUGAGUUCUUAUUCAAAAGAAAGAUAAAGCUUA
Messenger RNA from Toxorhynchites rutilus septentrionalis, 3589 nucleotides. It is a transcript of the gene Trc8, whose product is annotated as protein TRC8 homolog. Gene Ontology annotation, biological process: ERAD pathway. Gene Ontology annotation, molecular function: ubiquitin protein ligase activity. Lineage: Eukaryota; Metazoa; Arthropoda; Insecta; Diptera; Culicidae. The coding region runs from base 262 to 2646 and encodes 794 amino acids. Gene Ontology annotation, cellular component: endomembrane system; endoplasmic reticulum. The record is from RefSeq and is a predicted model, not a curated record. The transcript has 8 exons.